GAAACCCUUCUUAUCUGUGAUUUGUCCUUAUAUAUUUCAACUUCUUCCACCACUUCAACAUUAUUCAAGUCCUGGGUUUAGCAGCAUUCUAAUCAAACAAAAACCUAAACCAAAAUGGAUUUCGAGAUUUCCAGAGCCGGAGCAGAGGCUGACAAGUGUAGCCACAGACACGAGCUAGAGAAGGACUCUGACCCAGUUCAUAGUGUCUCAAGCCAGCUCCAGUUGAAGUCCUCCUUGUCUUCCAAAGCAUCAUCGCAGACCCUUAACAAACAAGAAGUUCUUCAUCGCAUUCGACACCGCAAGUCCCUAAACAGAAUCAAAGGCGCUUUUGAUGGUCUUUUCUGCAGCUCCAAAGGCAACACACCUUCAGCUCAAGAACAGAUUUGGCUUCAACAAUGUGAUAUAUUCUCUGCUCCCUGAAAUGUAUCCAACCCAUCACAACACAACUAAGAUAUUCCCAUAUAUUGAAAGUGGAAGUCCUAAACUACGGUAUAUUAUCAUCAUUAGUCAAAUUACUAGAUUUGAAAUGAUUGUGCCACUGUAAAUUAACGAGAAGAUUUAAUUUGGAGGUCGAGCCACGAUCGA
Molecule: messenger RNA, 585 nt
Organism: Vigna unguiculata (cowpea)
Lineage: Eukaryota; Viridiplantae; Streptophyta; Magnoliopsida; Fabales; Fabaceae
Source: RefSeq, a predicted model, not a curated record